AUGGAUGACACAUUACAAAUAAGGGAUUAUUUUUAUGCAGGUUUUAAUAACUAUUGUUUGAAUAAUUAUGAUAAUAUAGGGGAAGAAGAAAAAAAAGAAGCAGAUGAAUAUAUAUAUCAAAUAUAUAUGAUUAAUAAUAUAAAGAAGGAUUUUAUAUUGAAUUUAAAAUAUGAGAAAAAUGAAAAUUUAUAUUUUCUGUAUUUAUACUACAAAUAUUACUACUUAGGUGAAAAAGAAGAUGUAUUACCUGAGAUAAAAAAAUUAAAGGUAUCUUCAACGAAUGUAAAUAUAUUAAAAAGCAGAAUAUUUUUUGAUAAUGAUUUAUUAGACGAAUGUUUUGAUUUAUUGGAAGAUGGCACUGUUGAAGUAAAAGCAGCUAAAAUAUUUCUUUUAUUAAGUAUAAAUAGAAAUGAUUUAGCAAAGCAAAUAAUAGAUGAAUAUUUAAAGGUGAAUGAUGAAAUACCAAUAAUAAAAAUUGCUUUGGCAAUAUAUUAUUUAUAUAAUGAUAAUUAUAAAGAAUCUUUUUUGAUUUUUGAUGAUUUAGAAUCUUUAUACUCAUCUGUUGUGAAUGAUUUUUCUACAAUUAUAUUAAAUGGUAAAAGUGUAUCUAAUAUUAUAAGCUAUGAGUUUAAUGAUGCUAAAGAAUUCUUGAAGAACUCUUUAAAAAAUGAAAUAAAUAAUGGUGAUAUAAUAUAUAAUUUAAUUACUUGUUCUUUAUAUUUGUAUGAAGUAGAUGAAGCAAAUGAAUAUUUAAAAAAACUUUAUGAUUUUUUCCCAAUUCAUGAUAGUAUAAAUGUUCUAAAAAAAAUUGAUUUUGAAAUAGAUAAUUUUGUUAGUGAAUUUUAA
Plasmodium relictum is the source of this 846-nucleotide messenger RNA. RefSeq names its product coatomer epsilon subunit, putative. Gene Ontology annotation, cellular component: COPI vesicle coat. Bases 1 to 846 code for a protein of 281 amino acids. Lineage: Eukaryota; Apicomplexa; Aconoidasida; Haemosporida; Plasmodiidae. Gene Ontology annotation, molecular function: structural molecule activity; protein binding. Gene Ontology annotation, biological process: intra-Golgi vesicle-mediated transport; endoplasmic reticulum to Golgi vesicle-mediated transport; retrograde vesicle-mediated transport, Golgi to endoplasmic reticulum. The transcript has 2 exons. The record is from RefSeq and is a predicted model, not a curated record.